Messenger RNA from Emiliania huxleyi CCMP1516, 1539 nucleotides. RefSeq lists its product as hypothetical. Gene Ontology annotation, biological process: transmembrane transport. Gene Ontology annotation, cellular component: membrane. The transcript has 4 exons. The record is from RefSeq and is a predicted model, not a curated record. NCBI's taxonomy places the organism in Eukaryota, Haptophyta, Isochrysidales, Noelaerhabdaceae. Bases 1 to 1539 code for a protein of 512 amino acids. Gene Ontology annotation, molecular function: transmembrane transporter activity.
AUGAACGACUCGGCCGAUGGAGUGCAGUCGCUCGCCGGGGAUUUCUUCUCACUGUUUGCUCAAAUGGCAGAGUGCCGCAGCGCUCAUUCCCCCGCCGCCACUUCCGCCGCCUCCACAGCCGCGGCGUUUCCCGCCGCUCGCAUCUACGCGGCGGUGCUGCCCUUCACUUCGGCCUCGUUUCUCGCGCUGUCUGCCUUCACGCCGUGGCUCGAGGUCGACGUCAAGAAAUCGUACCCGGAGGCGUCGCCGGACGACGUCGCAAAGAUGGUUGCGUCGCGCUCGGCGCUCUUCUCCUUCAGCCAUGGCGUGUGCUCCGUCUGCAUCGCUGGCUGGGCCGGGAUGCUCUCCGACCGGUUUGGCCGGCGGAUCUGUGCCUCUCUGCCGGCAGUGGGUCAGGCGGUCGGCUACUCGCUCCUCGCUCUCGUCGUGUGGUACGACCUCGGCGUCUACUACGCGCUGGCCGCGUGGACGCUGACCGGCGCCUUGGGCGGCACCUUCGUCUUCCUCGCCGCCGCCUUUGCCUACAUCGCCGACUUCACGCGCAGCGGCGGGCGCGGGCGCGCCUUCUCGCGGCUCGACUCGAUCAUGCUGUACGUGGCGUGCAUCGGCCCGCUCUUCUCCGGGCCGCUCGUCGCGGCGGUGGGCUACGCCGGCGUCUGGGCCCUCGCCGCUGGCAUGUACGCGGUGGCCGCGCUGCUCUUUGCCACUGCGCCUCCUUCGCCGCAGCCGGCGGCGCCGCGUGCGAGUCUGGGCGGCUGGGUGCACUCGUUCACCCCGCUGCUGCUGCUGCGGCUGGUGAGCGAGCGGCGCGGCCAGCUCCUCGGCCUCGUCCUCGCCUUCCUCCUCGCGACCGGAGGAGUGCAGGCGGGCGUGCAGGGCUUCGUGCUCUACGCGCAGCGGUACCUCGGCUGGGGGCAGGACAUGCUCGGCCUCUUCUCGGCGCUCUUCUCGGCGCUCGGGGCGACGCUCAUCCUCUUCGUCCACCCGAUCGCGUGCCGGCUGCUCGGGUCCGCCCCCUCCGACCUCAGCAUGGCCGCCGCCCUCGGCGGCCUCCCUCUCCUCGCUGCCGGCGCUUGCGCGCUGCCGCACUUUCGCGCCCUCUUCUCCGACUCGCGGCCCGCUCAGGCGCAGGGCGAGCAGAUGGCGGUGGUCGCGGCGCUCGAGUCGUUGCCGAUGCUCUACGCCACGCCGCUCGUCGCGCUCGCCUUCGAGCGGCUGCUCGACGCGCCGCGCCUCAUCUUCCUCCUUCCCCUCGGCACGGUCGGAGCUGCGAUCCUCCUGCUGCUCGCCGCGGUGCGGCCGGCGGCGCUGCUGCUCGACGAGCCGCCGCGGCAGCGGUGGCCCUCCCAGGCGGUCCUCGUCCGCGCGCCCGACCUCGCGCGCCGCCUCACGGACAGUGUCGUCUGCAACGCGGCCGAGCCGGAGGGCGGCUCUGCGUACGGCUCGCCGGACGGGCGGCUCAAGCCACGCGCGGCACGCGAGGCGGCUGCCUCGCGAGAGGCGGAGGCGGCGGAGCAGGAAGACUGCCUCGGCGCCUGA